AUGGGUUCACUAACAAAGCUUGAGAUUCCUUAUAUAGAUUUCUCUAAGGAUGGCGCCUUAGUACCCGGUACAGAUUCGUGGGCUUUAAUCCGCGAUCAGACGGUUAGGGCACUCGAAGAAUUCGGUUGCUUCGUGGCGAACUACUCUAGGGUUUCUUCGGACCUUCACAAUGACAUAUUUCAAGCAUCAAAACAGCUAUUUGAUCUCCCUAGAGAGACCAGAAUGAAGAACACUUCAACCACACCAUCCCAUGGCUAUGUGGGGCAAGUGCCUCUCAUUCCUCUCUAUGAAGGUUUGGGGAUUGAAGACUCUACCCUUCUUGAAGCUGCUCAAGACUUCACUCGUCUCAUGUGGCCGGAUGGAAAUCAGUUUUUCUGUGAAAAGGCACAUAGCUUCGCCACGAUUGUAGCAGAACUAGAACAGACGGUAACAAGGAUGGUGGCCGAGAGUUAUGAGAUCGAAGGAGACAAUGAGACCGAUGAGAUGUUGAGUGCCAAAUCUUACCUUCUCCGUUUCAUCAAGUACAUAGCACGACUCGACCCUGAAACGACAGAGCCAACCGUGGGAUUCCUUCCCCACACGGACAAGAGUCACAUGUCCAUCCUUCACCAAAGUAAUGUCAAAGGCUUGGAGCUCAAACUAAAGGGAACCGAAGAGUGGAUCCUUCUCGAGCCCUCGCCUACUUCUUUCAUCGUCAUGGCUGGCGAAGCUUGCACGGCAUGGACAAAUGGGAGGAUAGAUGCUCCAUAUCAUAGAGUGGUGAUGAAUGGGAAAGAAGAUAGAUAUUCCAUGGGGCUUUUCACACACAUCAGGGGUGUUUUAGUCAAAGCACCGGAGAAGCUGGUAGAUGAAAGUCACCCAUUGUUAUUUCAUCCGUUUGAUCAUUACAAACUCAUAAACUACCUUUUCACUGAUGAGGGGAAGAAAUCUAAAUCCGCCAUAAAGUCCUUUUGUGGUGUUUGA
Molecule: messenger RNA, 963 nt
Organism: Impatiens glandulifera
Lineage: Eukaryota; Viridiplantae; Streptophyta; Magnoliopsida; Ericales; Balsaminaceae
Product: probable 2-oxoglutarate-dependent dioxygenase AOP1
Exons: 3
Coding region: 1-963 (320 amino acids)
Molecular function (GO): dioxygenase activity
Source: RefSeq, a predicted model, not a curated record